Rattus norvegicus (Norway rat) is the source of this 3889-nucleotide messenger RNA. It is a transcript of the gene Pif1, whose product is annotated as PIF1 5'-to-3' DNA helicase. Gene Ontology annotation, molecular function: ATP hydrolysis activity; 5'-3' DNA helicase activity; G-quadruplex DNA binding. The record is from RefSeq and is a predicted model, not a curated record. Gene Ontology annotation, biological process: telomere maintenance; DNA recombination; protein-DNA-RNA complex disassembly. Gene Ontology annotation, cellular component: chromosome, telomeric region. Lineage: Eukaryota; Metazoa; Chordata; Mammalia; Rodentia; Muridae.
CCCCAAGGCUAAGCACAGCCAGGUGGCGGUGGUGGGUGUGAGAAAAGCAGGCCGUGUAAAUAAAACGGUUCUCAAAUCUUCAGAACCGCCUCGGCGACAGUACACCAUGAGCCUUGGAACCGCAGCCCCUUCCCUACCCCGCCACGCCCACACGUGGAACUCUAAAACGCACGCUCCCCCAACACAAAAAGGCUGGUUCUGGUUAACUGUUGGAACGCCGAAGAAACGCCCGCCCCUGGACACGCCCCCGCUCCUGUCCCUGAUUGGCUAGAGAAUUUAAAGACCAGGCCGGUGAUUGGGUAAUUUUUUUAUUCCUAGUAUUUGAAAGUUCUUAGUGCCUUGGCUUUGCUGCCGGCCGGUUCAGAUCUGCCUUUUCAUCCGAAAGCAACCAGUGAGUCUGUCGGAUCCUUGAGGUGGGAGGCAAAGAACGUGACUAUUUUAGUGAUCCUCGCUGGGAGAGGACAGUUGCUCGUCAGUCCUAAGUGCAGUUAAUGCCACCUUCCACCUCUCCGAGAGCUACAGCAGAGGACGUUUCUCCUCGCUCUAGAGUGCUUGGAAUAUCUUGGUGGCACCUCCUGUUACCAGUGACAACCUGCUUGACCCUAAGUGAUCUGGACAGGAUUUUCUGUCACGGCAGCCAUACUGCCUAUUACACCCCGAUUUUCUGUGACUUGUGUGCUUCGGUCCCUGAACGCCUGCAGAGGCAUUGGAGAUGCCUUCUAGCACUGAGGUGGCGACCGAUGAAUGUGAUGACACCGAGCUGCGGUGCCGGGUAGCCGUAGAGGAGCUGAGUCCUGGAGGGCAACCUCGCAAGCGCCAGGCUCUGCGCGCCGCAGAGCUGAGCCUAGGUCGGAAUGAACGCCGCGAGUUGAUGCUGCGACUGCAGGCACCCGGACCCGAAGGGCGGCCACGCUGUUUCCCACUGCGCGCCGUGCGCCUCUUCACCCGCUUCGCCGCAGUUGGGCGCAGCACUUUGCGACUCCCGGCCGAUGGCGUGCCCCGGGCUGGCUCAGUGCAACUGCUGCUCUCUGACUGUCCCCCGGAGCGCUUGCGCCGCUUCCUGCGCACCCUGCGCCUGAAGCUGGCGGUCGCCCCUGGGCCGGGACCCGCCUCUGCCCGUGCGCAAUUGCUCGGUCCGCGGCCCCGAGACUUUGUCACGAUCAGUCCAGUGCAGCCGGAGGAACUGCGCCGUGCUGCGGCCACCAAGGCUCCAGACUCAGCGCUGGAAAAGCGGCCAAUGGAAUCCCAGCCUAGUAUGGAAGCUCCAAGGUGGCCCCUGCCUGUGAAGAAGCUACGCAUGCCCUCCAGCAAACCGAAGCUUUCCGAAGAGCAGGCCGCUGUGCUGCGGAUGGUUCUGAAAGGCCAGAGCAUAUUCUUUACCGGGAGUGCAGGGACAGGGAAGUCCUACCUGCUGAAACAUAUCCUGGGUUCCCUGCCUCCUACUGGCACUGUGGCCACUGCCAGCACUGGGGUGGCAGCCUGCCACAUUGGGGGCACCACCCUUCAUGCCUUUGCAGGCAUCGGUUCAGGCCAGGCUCCCCUGGCCCAGUGUGUGGCUCUGGCCCAUCGGCCUGGUGUGCGGCAGGGCUGGCUGAACUGCCAGCGUUUGGUCAUUGAUGAGAUCUCCAUGGUAGAGGCAGACUUCUUUGACAAGUUGGAAGCUGUGGCCAGAGCUGUCCGGCAACAGAAGAAACCAUUUGGAGGGAUCCAGCUUAUUAUCUGUGGGGACUUCCUACAGUUGCCGCCAGUGACCAAAGGUUCCCAGCAUCCUCGAUUCUGCUUUCAGGCCAAGAGCUGGAGGAAGUGUGUACCAGUGACUCUGGAGCUGACUGAGGUGUGGAGGCAAGCAGACCAGACCUUCAUCUCUCUCCUGAAGGCUGUGAGAUUAGGCAGAUGUUCAGAUGAAGUGACCCGCCAGCUCAGGGCCACAGCUGCCCAUAAGGUGGGACGAGAUGGAAUUAUAGCCACGAGACUGUGCACCCAUCAGGAUGAUGUGGCCCUUACCAAUGAGAAGCGGCUGAAGGAACUACCAGGUGAUGUACACAGCUUUGAGGCUAUAGACAGUGACCCUGAGCUAAGCCGGACCCUGGAUGCUCAGUGCCCUGUAGGCCGUGUCCUUCAGUUAAAGCUGGGGGCUCAAGUCAUGCUGGUGAAGAACUUAGCAGUGUCUCGGGGCCUGGUGAAUGGUGCCCGAGGGGUGGUAGUCGGGUUUGAGUCAGAAGGAAGAGGGCUUCCCCGGGUACGGUUCCUGUGUGGCAUCACUGAGGUCAUCCGCACCGACCGCUGGACAGUACAGGUCACUGGGGGCCAGUACCUCAGCCGGCAGCAGCUUCCCCUACAGCUAGCCUGGGCAAUGUCCAUCCACAAAAGCCAGGGCAUGUCUCUGGACUGUGUAGAGAUCUCUCUGGGCCGUGUGUUCGCCAGUGGUCAAGCCUAUGUGGCCCUCUCCCGGGCCCGUAGCCUCCAGGGUCUACGUGUGCUAGACUUCGACCCCACUGUGGUUCGAUGCGACUCCCGAGUGCUGCAAUUCUAUGCCACCCUGCGGCAGGGCAGGGGCCUCAGUCUGGAGUCGCAAGACGAUGAGGAGGCAAGCUCAGAUCUGGAGAACAUGGACCCAAACCUCUGACCUCGGCUGAAAGAGAAGACAAGCUUCUAGUUCUUUCAUGGGUCAAGGCCCUAGGAAUCAACUGGGAAGAGGCCCCUGUUUCUUCCCUCAUUCAGCCUCUGGUAGGGUUAAGGGACACAGUCUCCUAUCUACUUAACUAGCUUAGCCUCGAUUUUACCUGUUCUCCUGGAGAAAUGACUUCCAGGGUCAGAAACUAGAAAUGGUAAUGGUUAUCAGAGGACAAAGCUCUCCACAGAGGCUGGGACAGUCACAGAGUUCUUAGCUGCAGACUGGAGAGAGGCAGUGCGGGCAGGUGCUUCAGCAGCCUGUCUUAUUACACUGCAUGUGUUUGUCUUGUGUGCAUGUGCAUGCACAGCACAGUGCACAUGUGAAGGUCAGAGGACAACUUGAGGAAGUUAGUUUUCUCUUCCCCAUGUGUGUUCUGGGGGUUAAAUUCAGGUCAUAGGGCUUGUUAUCAGGCACUUAUCCCAGGUGAGCAAACUUGCUACUGGGGUAGUAAUUUUCCUUUCGUUAUUAUAACAAAAUAUAUAAGGCUGGGCACUUUAUGUAAAAGUGAUUUAUUUGUACAAUAAGCUCACAGUUCUAGAAGACUAAACAUGUGGAACCGGCCUACGCCCAGCUUUGCUGGGGUUGGACGGUAGCUGGCAGUACAUGGCAGGGACAUGUGCAGCAGGAUCGUAUGAGACAGGCAGCGGGAGACAGUGAUUCUGGGGAGCGGCAUUUAUCCAUUCAUGAGGGCAAGACCCCCUCCAUGCAAUCCAUCUCUUUUUUUUUAAAGAUUUAUUUAUUAUAUAUAAGUACACUGUAGUUGUCUUCAGACACACCAGAAGAGGGCAGCAGAUUCCAUUACAGAUGGUUGUGAGCCACCAUGUGGUUGCUGGGAUUUGAACUCAGGUCCUCUGGAAAAGCAGUCAGUGCUCUUAACCACUGAGCCAUCUCUACAACCCGCAAUCCAUUUCUUAAGGGUUACAUCAUCCUAACACUGCUACACUAGGGACUAAGCUUCCAGCACAUAAACCUAUAAGGAAAACCAUCCAAACUACAGCAGGAGCCUAGAGGGGAUUCAGGCCAGACACAAGCCCAAGAUAGAAGUUUAAUUAUCUUCACAGCUGAGCUCAGCCUAACACAGCCCCACGUAAACAUCAUCCUGAGCCUGACUGAGAACAGACACUGCAAACUGUGCCCUUUGUAGGGGAGAGGCCAUGUUUAGAAAUGGAUGUUCCCUGUUGUAUUUAUUAGGGCCAAAUAAAACUGUGAACUGUG